This is a messenger RNA of Ilex paraguariensis (yerba mate), 519 nucleotides long. The record is from the annotation of a GenBank genome assembly. NCBI's taxonomy places the organism in Eukaryota, Viridiplantae, Streptophyta, Magnoliopsida, Aquifoliales, Aquifoliaceae.
AUGAAUGAUAUCUUGAAGUUAGGAGGGUUCAAUCUGGACGAGUUGGAUGUUCUUGUUGAGGAGGAGAUAAUUGAUGAUGUGCUUGGUAUCGUAUCCCAGCAAGCAUUGUUAGACGUAAGAAUUGGAAGACUUGAGGUUGUUGCUGAUCGCAUUGAAAAAAAGUUUGAUACUUUUGCAUCACAAUGCACAACUUCAUUUUCUGUGAUGGAGAAACGACUGGGAGAGAUUGGACAUAUUCUAUCCCAAUUUGUUAAUAAAUCGACGACUACGAAGGAUGUCCCGCAUGACACGGGGGGAAACAACGGAGAUGAUGAAAUUGAUCUGACGAAGGCUGACUUGGAUGAUCCACAAGCUGCAAAGGGACACCAAGCAGAGGAAAUGGCAGGUGUGGUGUUCCCCCGAAUAACCCAUAUCAAUGAUAAUGUGGAGCCCGCAAUCUACAUUUACAUAUUUGACAAAAACUUGCCAUCUGAGUAUGUGAUGUUGUACCCUAUAUUUGAAGCAAUAUCAUAUGCUUAA